Messenger RNA from Episyrphus balteatus (marmalade hoverfly), 1204 nucleotides. RefSeq names its product V-type proton ATPase 21 kDa proteolipid subunit c'' (gene VhaPPA1-1). Gene Ontology annotation, cellular component: proton-transporting V-type ATPase, V0 domain. Bases 145 to 780 code for a protein of 211 amino acids. Lineage: Eukaryota; Metazoa; Arthropoda; Insecta; Diptera; Syrphidae. The transcript has 2 exons. Gene Ontology annotation, biological process: proton transmembrane transport. The record is from RefSeq and is a predicted model, not a curated record. Gene Ontology annotation, molecular function: proton-transporting ATPase activity, rotational mechanism.
UUUAACUAAUUUCAAAGUUGAUGUUUAAUGCAAUUUCCACUUGGUGGAGCUAGUAUCGCUAAUCUGUCAUGUGAUAGGGUAAAAACUUUUUCGAUCGGAAUCACCUGUCACAAGAUUUUUUUAAGAUAUUAACACACUUGCAAAAUGGCACAACUGCGAACCGUCUUGGGUAAUACUUUUGCCACCCUCUUCACUUCGGUUGUAGUGAUUCUGGUCCUAUACCAUGUCCUCACUGGCAAGGGCGAACGUGUAAGUGUUGGCUGGUUUUUGGCCGAAACCUCACCCUAUAUGUGGGCAUGUCUAGGCAUUGGACUUGCCGUCUCUCUAUCUGUUGUUGGCGCCGCCUUGGGUAUACACACCACAGGCACCACCAUUGUUGGUGCUGGCGUCAAGGCCCCUCGCAUCAAAACCAAAAAUCUUAUCUCGGUCAUCUUUUGUGAGGCUGUUGCAAUCUAUGGACUAAUCACUGCCAUCGUAUUGUCUGGUUUGUUGGAGUUCUAUCAUUCUAAAGAAGCUCUAAACAGUCAAAUGGUCAUGAAUAACAACUGGACAGCUGGUUAUGUCAUGUUUGGAGCUGGUUUAGCCGUUGGAAUGGUCAACUUGUUUUGUGGUAUUGCUGUGGGCGUUGUUGGCUCGGGAGCUGCUCUUGCUGAUGCAGCCAAUUCAGCUUUGUUUGUUAAAAUCCUCAUUGUUGAGAUUUUCGGCUCUGCCAUUGGUCUGUUUGGACUCAUUGUUGGAAUCUACAUGACCUCAAAGGUGAAAAUGGGUGACAAGGAGUAAAUUCUCUGUAAAUUCAAUUUGUUCCCUUUUUUCCUAUUUUCUUAUUAUUAUUAUUAUUCCUCCCAAACAUAAAAAAAAUUCAAACUAUUUUGUCUUUUUCGCAAUAAAAAACAUGAAAUUUAUUCAUUUAGCCAUGUAAAGAUGAAAAAAAUCAAUGAAUAUUUUUCUGUGUAUAUAAAAUGGAACAUUAAAAAAAUAUUGUGUUAUAUAUAUAAAUUUUAUCAAACGAAGUAUUCAUUCCGUUCUUGUUGAAUUGAUGUCGGUUUUCAUUCGACCCAGGAGCUUAACAAACAUUUGUCCAUUCGUAUUUUUCUUACUUUAAACUGCGAAACUUGCAGUGAUUUUCUGCAAAAUUAUUAUAAUUUUUUUUGUUUUUCUUAUUAUAAUUUGUUGCAUUCUUAUUAAACAGUAUAUCUACAAUUUU